Messenger RNA from Harmonia axyridis, 2504 nucleotides. Its product is annotated as facilitated trehalose transporter Tret1-like. Gene Ontology annotation, molecular function: transmembrane transporter activity. The record is from RefSeq and is a predicted model, not a curated record. Gene Ontology annotation, cellular component: membrane. NCBI's taxonomy places the organism in Eukaryota, Metazoa, Arthropoda, Insecta, Coleoptera, Coccinellidae. The coding region runs from base 158 to 1570 and encodes 470 amino acids. Gene Ontology annotation, biological process: transmembrane transport. The transcript is spliced from 2 exons.
AACGCCACUGUAAUAAUAUGGAGAAAAAUUAUGUUUGCAUUCGGGGAUAUUUUAAGCGAUAGUUGAACCAGAGACGAAUUUAGAGUUCAUGCCGACGCAUAAUGCAUUGCACUUGAUUUCCUAUUGACAAUUUUCCUCGAAAAGUUUUCGACUCAAAAUGUACUUGAAGUAUUUGAAUGAUGGUGACAGAAGUGUAUGUAACGAAUACUUGGCUGUGAUUUUAUCUUGCAUCAUAUAUUACAUAUGUGGCGUACACACAGGAUGGACUUCACCGUCCUUAGCGAAACUCCAAUCGGACGAGUAUCCCUUCGAAAUAUCCAACGAGGAAGCGUCAUACAUGGCCAUACUUGGACCCAUCGGCGACAUUGUAGGAGAAAUAUCAUACACGUUUUUCGCCGAUAAAAUCGGUAGAAAAAACACGUUACUCUUAGCCGGAGUACCGAUGAUGUGUUCAUGGGUUCUAAUAUACACAUCUCAAAUUUCACCAAUAAUGAUCUACGUGGCACGAUUCCUAGGAGGAAUUUGUAUGGGAACAGCCAUUUCGGUGUCACCAAUGUAUACAGCUGAAAUAUCUCGUCCAGAAAUUAGGGGAAAAUUGGGAGUGAUAUCAGUUUUCUCUUUCAUGAGUGGAGUGAUCACGAUUAAUCUAAUAGGAAAAUUUCUAACUAUCCAUCAGUCUGCUUUGAUCUUCUUAAGUGUGGUAAUAAUGUUUUUCUUAACGUUUUCAUCCAUGCCCAAAUCCCCAUAUUAUCUCCUCAUGAAAGGACGAAAAGAGGAAGCCGAGAGAAGUCUUAGGUUUUUCAGAAGAUCCUCCGAUGUCACCAAAGAAGCAUUAUCGUUGUCUGCCGACGUGGAAAGGCAACUAAGCGAAUCAGGAUCAUACAAGGAUCUUUUCACCUUCCGUGCAAAUAGAAAAGCUCUAACACUCAUGAUUUUAGGAAGGAUCUUCCAACAGUUGACCGGCUCAACCGCUUUGACGAUGUACGGCCAGCAUCUGCUACAAGGAUCUUCUCAAAUCAUUGAGCCACAAUUCGCCAUCACCAUAAUCUCGAUAGGUCAAGCAGUUUGCGUCAUCCUUUGUGGUUCUAUAUCCGAUAGAUUUGGAAGGGUGCCGCUUUUAAUCUACACUACCGGAGUAUGUUCUGUUAGCCUCCUUGUCAUGGGAAUUUAUUUUUCUCUUAGGGACUUUACCGACUUGAAUCCAUCGGUUAUUACGCCGAUUUUGGUUUACGGUGUCUACUUCCUGGUAUACCAAACUGGUAUCGGGUCGCUUCUCAACGUUCUGCUCGGAGAAAUGUUUUCAGCGUCAGUAAAGCCUAAAGCGAUAGCUGUAGCGAACAUAACAUAUUCCUUAACUGUUCUAUUUUCGACUAAGUUUUAUCAAAUUUCGUUUGAUUAUUUGCACAUCUCUGUUUUCUUCUAUUCUUGCGCGAUAUGUACCUUUGUGGGUACAGUUUAUUUCAAAUGUUGUUUUCCAGAAACUAAAGGAAAAGAAUUGGAGCAGAUUCAAAUGGAAUUAGGACAUAAGGGUAGGAGAAAAAGUAAAAAAGUUACAAAAGAAGGUGUUUGAAUGACUAUCAGUCCUUAAAUUUCAGUGAGAGUUCAUAUUGUGAUAUUCUAAAACUAUGAUAAAACAUAAAAGGCUCGAUGAGUUUCGAUUUUGAAGAGUCUGAUAUAUUAUGAUAUUCAUAAAAAUAGAGUUCAUAGAGUAACUUAUCAAAAUGAUGAAUUGUAAAAAUUGAAAUAAAAAUUUCUGAUUUUAUACUUAUAAUACAAAAUUUUGAUUGAAGAGUCUCAAGCAAUCAGUCGAGUAGGAAGUGCAUGUGCAAUUUCACAGAUUAGCUCAAGUUGAAAAUGAUAAAUUACUAGGGUUUCUCUACUAUUGAGUAUUUUGACUAUCUUUCCAAUACUAUCAUUAAGUGUUAAUGAUAGUAUAUGAAAUAUAGUCAAAAUACUCAAUAGUAGAGAAACCCUAGCAAUUUAAAAGUUUUAGAAUGAGAUUUUUUGAAAGAUCAUAGAAACAAACUAUUGUAUUCUUUUUAACCAUCUUUGUGAUACGUCAUCACAAUGGGAGAUGCCUUUCAAGGUAUAUUCAAUUUCUUUUUGUCAACAUACUGUCUAUAUUAGAAUAAUCUAUUGAAACUGGUCUGUGAUAUAAAUACAUAAUAUGAAAUAAACUUCUAUUAACACGAAAAAUGAUGAUUUUUUUUACACUGUGCUGGUUUUUAUUACCAAAGAUUGAUGAUCUAGUUGAAAUUGGUAAAAACCUCAGUAAAAACAUUUUUAUAUAGUGCUUUUGAAUAUAUUGUAUGUAACUUAGUGAAAAUGAAAUAAUAAAAAUUGAAUCCGACUGGUGAAUACAUUACAUGCUACCAAACUGAGUCAUUAAAUUCUUACCUACACCAAGACAAGCCUGUUUCACACCUCACCUGCAAAUAAAGAGAAACAUUAGACUUUGGUUUUGAUAUUUGUACAGAAAUAAUUAAAUAAACUGCUAAAAAGUG